AUGAAGAUUUCUGCAAUUCUUAUAGUUGCUCUUAGUAUGGCCCUUCUUUCAGAUGCCGCGCGAUCGAAGGAUCCAACCCCACCAAAAGGCACGGGAAACCCCGCAGCUGACAAUCCUCUCGGUGGUAUUCAAAUGCCAUUUAUUAAGCAGGAUGGCAGAACUUUCAAUGUUGGUCAAAAGGGCUUUGGAAGCGAGUUUGCUGCACACAGAAAUCAAUGUACUGUUCAGCACGAUGCAUGUGUAGCUGCUGUCGGCACGAAACCUGAUAUUCCUGACGCUGGUGCUUGUGAUGCGCAACAAGAAACUUGUAAUAAUGGUGCCCCUGUAUAUGGAUAA
Molecule: messenger RNA, 336 nt
Organism: Paraglomus brasilianum
Lineage: Eukaryota; Fungi; Glomeromycota; Glomeromycetes; Paraglomerales; Paraglomeraceae
Source: the annotation of a GenBank genome assembly